AUGGCAGCCAUUUCUUCCGAUUCUACUCCCAAAAAAGGCAAUAAUACUAAUGCUGCAAAAGAUGCCAUUGGUGAUACUAAUAUGGAAUAUGAUGAAGUAAUCAACGAAUCUGAAGAAAAUAACGAUAAUGAUGAUGAAAUAGAUAUAGAUAUGGGUGCUGAUGAUUCUUCUAUAAAUAAUACACCCCUUUCCUUAUCGCCAGUUAGUUCUAAUUCAAUUGUUGCCACUGGUAUCGAUGUCAGUAAUGGUAUUACCAAUGGUAAAACACCUUUGAAAAAACAAAUAUUACAUAGACAAACCACUAGUACCACUGGUAACGGUAAAGAUACUAGUAAUCGCAACGCUACCUCUAAUAGUAGUAACAAACUCACAAAUGAUAAAAUUGAAAAUGCCAAUAAUAAUAAUAAUAAUAAUAAUAAUAAUAAUAAUAAUAAAAGAUCUAACAACUCUACUAACAAUAAUUCGAAAAAGGUUCCCACACAUUUGCUAGAAAAAAGAAGGUUAGGACGUAUUAAAGCUGCUGAGGAGUUUUCCAAAAAAAUCAAGAAAAUCGGCAUUGAAAAAAUAGACAAUGAAAGCGUGGCUUCUUAUGGCUUUAUUAAAACUGUCAGUUUAAUCAACCAAAAAAAUUAUUCGAGCAACUAUAUUAGAAACGAUGAUCAAAUAUUUGCAUUGAGGGAAAGAAAAGCCUUAAGAAAUACUAGUACUAACUCCAAUACCACCAAUGGAGACAAUAAUAAUACUGACAACUUGCCUGCUAUUGUUAUUAAUCCUGGUUCCAGAUUUUUGAAAAUCGGGUUCUCUAAUGAUGAAACCCCUCAUAUUGUAGAAAACUGCAUAGCUUCUUUAAAAAACAGCUGUAGUUCUUAUAACACCUUAGAUUUUGAUAUAAGAGGCGAUCCUGAAUAUAAGAUAUUACAGAAGGAAAUUAGACAAAAUUUCUUGGAGAGGAUGAGAUAUUAUAAAAGAAAAGUUCCUAAUGAUGCUAAAAAUCAGGUUUUAUCGUUUAACAAAAGCGUUGAAGUAGCAGAGAUAUCUCCUGAAAAUGAUAUUCAUAGACCAAAGUGGAUUAACACUGAUAGUAGCGCAAUAUUUUUUGGUGAUGAAGCCAAGUUGUGCGAUCCUAAGAAAUAUGACAUUAGGUAUCCCUUUAAUGAUAAUACAAAAAGUCUAAGUACCAGUUUUAAUUUAUCCGACCCCUACUACAAACAUUCUUUCCAGCUGUUACUAGGUGAUAUUUAUCUAUUAUUUAAAUAUUGCUUUACCAACUUGUUAAAGUUGGGUAAUCAGUCUAACUGGAGCAAUAAAUAUAAAUGUAUCUUGAUUGUUCCUGAUCUAUAUGACAAAAUAUAUGUGGAAACUUUAAUUUCCCUAUUACUAAAUGAACUACGGUUAAAGUCCGUGGCCAUUAUUCAAGAAAGCGUAGCCACAACCUAUGGUUGCGGUAUUAGUCAAAGUUCGUGUAUUGUUGAUAUCGGUGCUACAAAGACCAAGAUUAGUUGCUUAUUAGAUGGCGCGAUUGUUCCUCAAAGCGAAAUUGUUUUAAACUAUGGUGAUGAUGAUAUUACUAAAAUCUUUGGAAAUUUUUUAAAAGAAAUGAAAUUUCCCAUUGAGUUGGAAUUAAAUGCUAUUUCUAGAAAUAGUAACUUGUUGAUUGAGACUUUAAAAAAAGAGUAUUGUACUUUUGAAGAUGCAAAUGUUACUGUGCAAUUAUUUAAUAAUGCAGUUAAAUUCACCGAGGAUGAUAAAAACAAUGGCGCUGAUGGAACAGGGAAAAGUUUGAAGGCCGAUUUCAAGAUAUUUGAUGAAGUUAUUACUGCGCCAAUGUGUUAUUUUUACCCUGGAUUAAUUAGGCUUUUGCAUGAAAAAAAUGAUGAAUCGGGUCCGGCUUUGAAAGAUAUUUAUACUACAAGCAAAGAUGUUUAUACAAAUCUUCCAAACAAUCCAACUUCCACCUCUCAGCUUAACUGUUGCGGUAAUGGCAGUGGAUUGUAUUGCGAUAUGGAUACGGACUAUGAUAUUGUUGAGAAGGCCUUAAAUAUGUUAAUUGGUACUGAUCCAACAUUUAAGAAUACAGUAACUUCAACAUUUGGUAAUAACAAUAAUGCGAUUAGUGGCAAUGGCGGUGGAGAUACUGAAGAAGAGAACGAAAAUGUUGUUGGUCAAAAUAAUAACAGUGAAAACAAUUUGAUCACUGCCAAAAAUUGUAACACACGGGGGAAUUAUACUCCUUUGGAAAAGGCAAUUGUGGAAAGUAUUUUAAACGCAUGCAUUGAAUCUAAUCAAUUUUCCAAAUUAAAAAUUUAUUACAAUAAUAUUUUAAUUGUCGGUGGCGGAUCCUUGUUUCCUAGUUUGAAUUCCAUAUUAACGGAUAGAAUUAAUAUUUAUAGGCCAAGAAUCUUGGCUUCAAAUUUAUUUCCCAAUAUGUUGAAAAAACUACAUUCACGAUUGAAAAACAUUCAAAAUGAAUUGACCAUGGGGAACACUACUGGGGAUUCCAGCACCAAUGCUACCAGCAUAGUUCGUAAUAAUACAGAAACAUCAUCGGAUGGUAAUAACCAUAGUAUGACAAACAGUAAUAAUGACAACCCUGCUAACAACAAUGAAAAUAAAGGGGAUGAAUUGAUUAGAAACAUGAUUAACGAUAUAUUGGAAGCGUGGUAUAAAAAAUUAUCAAACGAUCAGACUAUAGCAGGUAGCAAUAAUAGUGGUAACGCAAAUAGUAAUAGUACUGACCAAGAAGAAGAAAUUGUGUUAGGUGUCAAUGUCAUACCUUCGCCAACAGAUCCAAUCAUUGCCGCUUGGAAAGGUGGGACUGUUUUAGCUAAUAUUAAACUAGUUGAAGAAUUGUACAUUACUCAAAAAGAUUGGGAUGCCCUUGGAAGUAGGGUUUUACAAUAUAAAUGUAUUUUUGAAUAUUAG
Saccharomycodes ludwigii is the source of this 2922-nucleotide messenger RNA. RefSeq names its product Arp8p (gene ARP8). The record is from RefSeq and is a predicted model, not a curated record. The transcript has a single exon. Lineage: Eukaryota; Fungi; Ascomycota; Saccharomycetes; Saccharomycodales; Saccharomycodaceae. Gene Ontology annotation, cellular component: Ino80 complex. Gene Ontology annotation, biological process: double-strand break repair; regulation of DNA-templated transcription. The coding region runs from base 1 to 2922 and encodes 973 amino acids.